This is a messenger RNA of Zea mays, 2052 nucleotides long. Its product is annotated as probable protein phosphatase 2C 80. Bases 307 to 1713 code for a protein of 468 amino acids. The transcript has 5 exons. The record is from RefSeq and is a predicted model, not a curated record. Gene Ontology annotation, biological process: protein dephosphorylation. NCBI's taxonomy places the organism in Eukaryota, Viridiplantae, Streptophyta, Magnoliopsida, Poales, Poaceae. Gene Ontology annotation, molecular function: protein serine/threonine phosphatase activity.
AUAGAAAUCACAUUGUCCUGUACUACUAAUAGUAAUCACAUUGUCCUCGUCGUCGUCCUAUCUUCUCUUGCUCUUCUCCUCCGGCCUCCUCGGUCCUUGCUCACCCGAACCAGCAACCCUAAUCCGUGGCCGCGGACCCGCCGCAAGCUCCAUCGCGCGAAUAGAUUGGGGAUUCAGUCGAGGCUACGCGGGAACUGGUCGCGCUCGAGAUCUUAGCCUCCGCACCUGAAACCAUUGGCUCCAUUGCUAUUGCUGUCGUGGUUCAGGUGAUGAAAUCUUGGGGAGCGCGCCUCGCUCGGUCCUAAGAUGCUGGCGAGCUACGGAGGUGGUGGCCGCGGUGUCCAUCUCUCCUCCCACAAGGACAUCCUCCUCGGCCGCGGCGGCCGGAGCUUCCUCUUGGGCAACACGUGGUUUCUCCUCUCCACCUACCCGGCGCGCCUCCUGCACACCACGGACCGCCGCGCGCCCGCCGCUUUCUUGGCCGUGAUCAACCGGCCCCCCUGCAUGCGGCCGCACCGCGCUGGGCAGGGCCUGCUGCAGAGGGGUGGUAUUGUCAUGGCUGCUUGCGGCUAUGCUCUUGGGCGAGCUGAGCUGGGUGCUGCCAAGCGCCAGCAGCCGGAUAAGGAUCCAUCUGCAGGGACGCGCUCCUCGAAUGUUGCAGCCACGGGAUCACUGGGCAGUGCAGCACGGCCAGACGUCUCUUUUAGGUACAGAGGGGCGGAUUCUUGUAAGAAGGUAGCUGCAAGCUUGAAGUCGUCUGAGCCAUGGGGGAACAGGGCAUUCUGGACAAACGCCGCUGGGCCAGGUUGGAAGUUGAGCUUUGCUGUUGAGCCAUGGACCAAGGGCUUUAGCACGUCGUGUGCGGCGCCAUAUUCUGCUGGAGCCACAGAGCAUCAAUUAUCGCUCGAUGAGAAGGUGGAUAACUCCACCGUUGCAUCUGAUUCUGAUGGGAAGUCACCAGUUUCUGAAAAAUUGAAGUUUCUCUCUGGUUCAUGUUACUUGCCUCACCCUGAUAAGGAGGCUACUGGUGGUGAGGAUGCACAUUUCAUUAGCAUUGAUGAGCAUGUGAUUGGUGUAGCAGAUGGUGUUGGUGGUUGGGCAGAUGUUGGUAUCGAUGCUGGACUAUAUGCCAAGGAGCUAAUGAGAAAUUCAAUGAGUGCAAUCAAAGAUGAGCCAGAAGGGACCAUCGAUCCAACCAGAGUUUUGGAAAAGGCUUAUAUGAGCACCAAAGCAAGGGGAUCAUCCACUGCAUGUAUCAUCACUCUUAAAGAUCAGGGUAUCCAUGCUGUAAAUCUUGGGGACAGUGGUUUCGUAGUAGUCCGAGACGGUCGAACUGUUCUCAGGUCACCCUCACAGCAGCAUGAUUUCAACCUCACUUAUCAGCUUGAGAGUGGAGGUGGCAGUGAUCUUCCUAGUUCUGCACAAGUAUUUCACUUCCCGGUUGCCCCCGGUGAUGUUAUUGUUGCUGGCACGGACGGACUUUUUGACAAUCUAUACAACAAUGAGAUAAGUGGUGUUAUCGUUGAAGCGCUCAGGGUUGGACUUGAACCUCAAGUUGCGGCACAAAAAAUUGCUGCCCUGGCUCGACAAAGAGCCACAGACAAAAAUAGGCAGUCACCAUUUGCAUCGGCCGCCCAAGAAGCUGGGUACCGGUACUACGGUGGGAAGCUCGACGACAUAACGGUUGUGGUGUCGUAUGUGAAAAGCGCUUGAUUCGAGCCUUUCUUUUUAUUAGAUGUAAUGUCAAAAUCUUAGUCCCGAAUUUAAUGGCACAUGUGUUCUCAAGGUGUGAAAUCCCCUGAGAUACUAGAAGCACUCCUGCUGGGUUUAGCCCUGGAAUACGUUAGCAAACCAUUACACCAUUUUACUUGUUUGCCACUGUGAGUAAUCUUCUUUUUAUAUAUAAUUCUCUAAAACCAGGGCGGUCGUUUCGCCCUUGGAGUUGGAGGGGGAGGAUAAUGACCUGCUGGAACCAAAUUUUGUUGUAAAUAUUGUCGAUUGCCGAAUGAUAACAUGUUGGACUCAAUGGUGGAUUGUUGAUGCUGUUUGAAA